AUGUUAUAUUAACUUCAUAUUGUGGACAUAGAAGGGUUUGAGAAUAAAUGGUAUUACAAGUUAAGAAUUACAAACAAUUACAAUAGUUGUUAUCGUGAUGUGCAUGUAAGAUUUUAUGAUUUGAAUUACCUGCAAAAGAAGAUUAUGCAUGACUAUUUAAAGUUACCAUAAUUUCCAGAGAAAUCACUAUUCGUUUCAUGGUUUUAGAUUAAUGAAAGCAGAGAAGAACUAUUGGAAAACAAAGAGCCUGUGUAAAAGUAUUUAUCAGGGAUCAACAAGAAUCCACCUUUUAAAUAUGAUGCAAUUUAUAUAUUUGUGUAAAGUACUUAUGAUCCGAAAAGGACUCGAUAACUAAGAUUCUUGGCAAUAAAUAAAGAUGCAUUUUAUUCAACGAAUAUAAAAAAUUAAGUUAUAAAGAAGGGUAAAUUCAAUAAGGUAUUUCUUGUAAAGGGUGUAUCAUAAGACAGAGUUAUACAUUAGUUUUUGAUGCCUUCCAACGAUGCAGCUAAAAAAGAAUAUGAAAAUUACAAAAGGGCAUAAUUAUUAAUAACUGAUUAAAAUUACAUGGUGAAAUGCCAUGAGAUGGGACAAAUAAUAAAAAAGAAACCAUUAUUUUUGCGGAAAUAAAAAAAAACUAUUUACAAUGAAUUGGAAAUUGGAUUAGACUCAGCUUAUGACAUAUAUUAUGCAAUUGAAGAUUAUGCAUAGUAACCAAUGAAUAAGUUAAUUUAAGAAAGAUAAUAGAAAUAAGAUCAUUUUAAAUUAGAAACAAUAUCAGAGGCUCUAAUUACUUUGAUACAAGUAGCUUAAUAUUUGCAAUUUUUACAAGUCUUUUAAAAGUAGUUUUCUGUAACCAACCUCUAUUAUGAUGAAAAGGUAGGAUUUAAAAUUGGAGGGUUGUCACCUCUAUAUAUCUACAAAAAGAAAUAUCGGUUAAAGAAUGAAAUUAAUCCUAACGCAUACAAGGCUUUGAAUCCACCAGAAUUACGUGGCUCAGCGGGUGGAUACAGUAUUAAAAAUAAUUUGAAUUCUUAUAUUAAGACUGACGUUUGGCAAAUUGGCAUUGUGAUACUCUCUAUGGCAUCCCUCACAUUGCCGACAGGUUUAACUUAGAGCGAAGAAAUAGAUAAUAAAAUAAAAUAAGUGCAAUCAAAAUAUGGGGAAAAAUUAGCAUUUUUACUUAAGAAUAUGCUGUAACGAAAUCAGAAUGAUCGGUUUUCAAUUGAUGAUAUAAUUAUACCUGCUCAACAAUUGAUGCCCAUGAAUCAAUUAUAAUUGAAGUCAAUCAGAUAAAUAGAAAGAAUUUAAAUUCACUCCAUAUCUUAACAGUAAUUAGAGGACAUGGACAAAUAGUUCAAGGAGAAAAGUUCAGAAAAGAAAUACAUAGUACAUUUGACUAUUGAGAACCAGAUUGUGCAACAGAUGUUUCUAUUUAAUUUGGAACGAAUCAAAAGAGAAUUUGUUAUACAAUUACACAUUAAUGUAUCUCCUUAAACUAUACCAGAUGAUUUAAUUCACAAGAUAAUGUAAAGUUUAGCUGACUACUAGCAUUUAUAUUUAUUGGUAUUCAAUCUCAAGAAAUGUACUAUAUCUGAUGAAGCCUAAAAGAAUAUCAUUAUUUCGGCCUAAUCAAUUUAAAAGCUAAAACAAUUGACUCUGGAUAUCAGUGGAAAUUAAUCUAUUCCUAUACCAUAAUCCAAAAUUAAAGUGGUUGUAUAUAACCAAUGAAAAUAUAGAGAUAUAUUAUAUAAAAUUAAGAUAUUAAAUUAA
Paramecium tetraurelia is the source of this 1770-nucleotide messenger RNA. RefSeq lists its product as uncharacterized. The transcript is spliced from 5 exons. Gene Ontology annotation, biological process: protein phosphorylation. NCBI's taxonomy places the organism in Eukaryota, Ciliophora, Oligohymenophorea, Peniculida, Parameciidae. Gene Ontology annotation, molecular function: phosphatidylinositol binding; ATP binding; protein kinase activity. The record is from RefSeq and is a predicted model, not a curated record.